Messenger RNA from Cylicocyclus nassatus, 1095 nucleotides. The record is from the annotation of a GenBank genome assembly. NCBI's taxonomy places the organism in Eukaryota, Metazoa, Nematoda, Chromadorea, Rhabditida, Strongylidae.
AUGGAGCCGAGCAAAGAAGCUCAAGCGGUGGACGAGCACAUGGACGCUGAGAAUAUGCCGGCAGCCAUCCAAGACCUCAAAAAGAAGGGAGGUGAAGUGGAAAAAGCCAAACAUGCCCCGGCAGUGCAAUCCAAGGCGGACUGGAGUGCUGUUCGAACAAAGCUUGAACAGCUCUGCGUCGGGAUCACCGCGUUUGCAUUCAAAGGACAGGGACGUGGAACCCAAAGAGGUGUGUCGCUGUUGAGCCCACUCGAAAAGGGACAUCUGCUCUUCAAAUGCGGAGACGACUACGCCCUGAAAGCUGUCUUGAAGCUCGCUUACGACACCUGCAUCGACUGGACAGACUUUCUUUGCAACACGGACGCAAUUACGAAACACGCCAAGAUCGAAGGGCAUUCUAUUGAGAGAUCUUACAAUGAAGCAUUACAAGCAUUCCGUCGAGAGAUUGAGGGACAGGCCACGAAGGAGCUACCCACCAAGUCUGGACCAGUUGGAUACGCCACUUUCGAGGGAGGAAGCCCCAUGGAAAGAGAUGGCACUCGAGGAAGAGUGGCAACAAAAGUAGCAACGACGUUCGCUAGACUGCUUGACGUGCUAGAAGAAUGGCGCUCAUACAAAGCCUGGGUGAUAGUGUGGCCAUUGGAUAGUAAUCCAGCCGAUGAUGUUCCGCAGAAGAUGAUGGUAGCGGCGAAGGAAUACCUUGAGGAGGGCGGAAAAAUAGUUACUGCAUGGCCACCGAUAACGUCGAAGAAUCAUGAUUUGUGGCGUGAACUAUCGGGACUAUGGAAGACUUUUGAUGAAACGCUGAUACAGUGCGACAAGGGGAGGCAAGUCUUCACAACCGCGAGCAACUUUGGAAUGAAAGGGAAGCUGUUUAUAGAGGCAGGAGCCCCGGAAGGAGGCGCGCAGUUCUUCAAUAGUUAUGUGGGAACCGCCAUGAAUAAGUAUAUCUACGAAUGUGUCAGAAGGCGAGCAGUGGAUGCUCAUCUGCCCGAACUGGACGUCUACAGACCACGUAUCAGGACAUCGAGGACGAUGUCUCCAAGCGGGGAGGGCAUGUCAGGCCCAUGGCCACUAAAGAGAAGGCCGAUGUAG